This is a messenger RNA of Penaeus indicus, 631 nucleotides long. Its product is annotated as cuticle protein 19-like. Gene Ontology annotation, cellular component: extracellular matrix. The transcript is spliced from 2 exons. NCBI's taxonomy places the organism in Eukaryota, Metazoa, Arthropoda, Malacostraca, Decapoda, Penaeidae. The coding region runs from base 20 to 364 and encodes 114 amino acids. The record is from RefSeq and is a predicted model, not a curated record.
CUCACAGGAUUCUAACAAAAUGGCCCUCAAGGUAUUCGCGCUCCUCGCCCUCGUGGCCACUGCCAUAGCCAGUCCUCAAACCUACGGUUACGGGGCUCCUGCUCCUGAUUUCGGACCAGCCAAGUACGACUUCAACUACGCCGUCAACGACCCACCCUCUGGCAAUGACUUCGGCCACCAGGAGUCUCGUGAUGGAGACUUCACUCAGGGUUCCUACUACGUCCGCCUUCCCGAUGGUCGCCUGCAGACGGUCAACUACAACGUGCAAGGAGACUCCGGCUUCGUGGCUGAGGUCAGCUACGAGGGUCAGGCCCAAUACCCAACCCAGCCACGUGCCUACACACCUGCCCCUACCUAUGGUUAAACGAUUUUAAAUACGAUAUUUAUUGAUAUAGAAAAAUGUAAAUAUAAGUCUAGUAAUUGGAGGCACAUAGAUAUAAUGUUCGUUGUCUUUAUAAUUCACUCUUUCGAUCAGCUUUAGGUAAAAUGAUAUUCCAUAUGUAUAUUUCCUCUAGCACUUGCUAACUGAAUGUUUUAAAAACCUGUCUUACCUUUUACUAUGAUCUAUAAUGUUUUGUUACCAAGAAACCAAGCAUGUAUCUAUGUCUUUACCAGUAAAUCUAAUUAUAUA